AUGCCUGAUAGCAACAACACGGCAUCCACACCGCAACAACCGCAACCCGACUACAUCUACCGUCCAGAGGAUCCCGAAUACUCGGACCAACUUCGCGCCGAUAGCGAGGUCCCCUCGGACCCCAAUCACUUCGCCUCGGGCCUCUCGCAGCGCUACCAUCAUCUCUCGACCAACAUGGACGUCAACGAGGUCAAGACGUUGACCCGGAUGCAGAUCCUUACACCGCUCUCGGUGCUUCUGCAGAUGGGGGUCAUGAUCCUCUGCGGAUCUAAGCUCAUCAAGCCCAACUUGCAGCAGGUAUCUCGACGACAUCCCACGUACUUAUCGGUACAAGACUCGUUCGUGCUCUUUUACUGGGUCAUCCUCUAUGUACUGCUCAUUGGCUUUUCCGUCUUUCUGUUGCUCAGCCGUACUUCUGAAACCAAAAAAGCGCUCACGCAUGGCGUAGGCACUCGUCUGAGUCUGGCCAACUACAUGAUGGUCCUUUGGGCCAUCUUUUGGAUCCUUGAUCGACCGCUCACUUUCAUCCUAGGAACUGCAACUCUGGGUGUUAUUGCCGUCAUCCUUCUCUUCAACGCCCUAGUCCUGGCGGUUCGAUAUCCACCUUCUCAUAAGCAUCCGCUCGAUUGGCUUUUCAUCCAUGUACCCAUCAAGAUGUUCCUCGUCAUCACUAUUCAGUAUGAUUUAUGGCAGCAGCUCUUCAUGGCGCUUGGAUGGGACUUUGGUUCGGGCGGCCAUGAUGGUCUCGUUAGAGGUCUCUGGCCUGCCUUUGGAAUCGUCUCUGGCCUGGGCGUCUUUUCGGCGCUGUGGAUUUUCGGUACUGCCGAUCUCAUCUGGACAGCUGCAGGUAUCUACCUCAACCUCGGUCUUCUAUGGCACAAGCACUUCAGCCUUAUUGGCGGGCGCGACGAUGGCGAGCCUAGACCUGCUCCUCUCACCGCCGCUAUCAUUCUCAGCAUCGCCUUGCAAUCUGUCGCGCUCAUCGCCGGUGUUGCUUGGAAGAGGAUCAAAGCUCGUCAGGAAGGUCGUAUCGCUCUUCCACUUACGCCUGAAGAGGAGGCGGCAGCUUACCGUGCAGAGGCUGAACGCAGUGCGCGUGCAGCCGCUGCUACCUCGUCUGCAACUCUUCCUGCGACCGCACCGAAGAACGCUGUGCAUGACAUUGCUGACGAAGAAGCCGCCGCGGAAUCGAGCGGUGCUACUGUCACUCCGACCAAGGUGACCAGAAAACUAGGCGGAGGUAGCAGCAAUGCCAGCCCAACCAAAAAGAAGUAA
Molecule: messenger RNA, 1275 nt
Organism: Mycosarcoma maydis (corn smut)
Lineage: Eukaryota; Fungi; Basidiomycota; Ustilaginomycetes; Ustilaginales
Exons: 1
Coding region: 1-1275 (424 amino acids)
Source: RefSeq, a predicted model, not a curated record